This is a messenger RNA of Debaryomyces tyrocola, 819 nucleotides long. NCBI's taxonomy places the organism in Eukaryota, Fungi, Ascomycota, Pichiomycetes, Serinales, Debaryomycetaceae. The record is from the annotation of a GenBank genome assembly.
AUGAUAGGAUACUACACUUCUCCACAUUGUAACAUUGACGCAUUCAAUCCAUUCAGUAUUGGAAGUCAUAAUCUAUUAUUCAAUGAUGUAAUGCAUCAACUAGAUAAGCAAUUUUAUUAUAACCAAAGUCAAAAGAUGCUUACGCAAAUGAGUAAGCCAAGCAGUGUCAAGCAGAUUGAAAUAGCAGAUAGUUACCAAAUCCAAAUCGCCAAGAAAUACGGUGAUUUUAAUGGAUAUGAGAUCAGAGUGAUAAGAGACUCAGCAGGCGACUAUUUACUUAAGAUUGAGGGAAAUAACGAUCACUUCACAAAGCUAUACCAAUUAAGCCCAGAAGAAAUAGAAAUAGGUGAAAUUGACUGGAAGUGGUUCAGAAAUGAAAACAUUUUAGUUUUGAAUAUACCGAAGAGAGAACACAGAUACGAAGGAAAAAAGAAACUGAAGAGUGUAAAGAAAUCAAAUUGUAAGAAAUCAGCUCAUAGAAGAAAGGCAAGGCACGAGAAGAGCUUGUAUCGCAAGCUCGACAAACUUGAAGCUGCUCUUCAAGAAGAACAAAGACAAAGGAAUUCCGAAGGGCAAGAAGAAGAAGACUGCCAGAAGCAACAAGCAGAAGAUCAAUACAAGCUGAUUAGCAACGAAGCACUGUUUGAACAUGAAGAAAAUAUAGAAGUACCUGUGUCAGACACGAGUACAGCUUUGGAAAGCUCUAGUGAAACUGAGUCAACCGAAUCUGAACCUAUUAAAAUCAAGAAAAACAGACUGCCUUCAAUCGAAGAAGUCGAAGACGAAGAAUUUAUACUACUCCGCAAGAACAUGAUAUAG